AUGCCUUACACCAUCAAGGUCCGCGUCUACCAGACCAACACCAACGCCUACUUCCACAUCGUGGAGAAGGGCUGCUGGCACUACGCCAAGGGCGCCGAGUGGAGCGAGCACAACGGCAUUCUCACCCUGACUAUGGGCGACAGCGGCACUUCGGGCAUGCUCCGCUUCAAGACGGAGCAGGGCAAGGAGGCCUUCUUCAUCGCAAUGGGCGUUCACAACUACAAGCCCUGGGUCGACACCGUCACCGGCCUCGCCGACGACGUCACCUGCGUCAAGGCCCUGCCCGAGUACUACGGCAACGCCUCCGACAGGACCCGCUCUCGGGAGUCUCAGCGUACCUCGCAGUCGAUUCUCAACAUUGAUCGCAGGACCAUUGCUACUGAGUACAAGGUUUCACAGGGCAAUGAUCUUGAGCUCAACAUUAUCAUCAACUAA
Messenger RNA from Fusarium keratoplasticum, 435 nucleotides. RefSeq lists its product as uncharacterized. The transcript has a single exon. The coding region runs from base 1 to 435 and encodes 144 amino acids. The record is from RefSeq and is a predicted model, not a curated record. NCBI's taxonomy places the organism in Eukaryota, Fungi, Ascomycota, Sordariomycetes, Hypocreales, Nectriaceae.